Molecule: messenger RNA, 7057 nt
Organism: Amblyraja radiata (thorny skate)
Lineage: Eukaryota; Metazoa; Chordata; Chondrichthyes; Rajiformes; Rajidae
Gene: arhgap5
Product: Rho GTPase activating protein 5
Exons: 7
Coding region: 929-5419 (1496 amino acids)
Biological process (GO): regulation of cell size; Rho protein signal transduction
Cellular component (GO): cytosol
Molecular function (GO): GTPase activator activity
Source: RefSeq, a predicted model, not a curated record
AUUUUUGAGUGCGCCGCAAGAAUCCUCCUGAACACUGGCCCGCGGACUCGCACCUACACCAUCGCGCCCGCCUCCCUUCCUCUCCCUGAGCGCGGUGAGAGCGGGAGGAGGCGCCGCAGCUUCCGCUCUUCCUGCAAUCGCCGGCACCUCCCGCCGUUACGGCCGUUGUGAGGCGCAAGAACGUCUCGCGGAUCGUGCCCGUCUCGUGCGUGGGGUCGCGAAUGUGCGCGAGGCGGGUUGCCGUUGGAAGAGCGUCGUGUCCGUCACUGCAGCGGUGCCGCGGCUGCUCCUCCUGUCGUUGUUCGCGGGGGGAGGGAGCGACGAGACGAGUUUGCUGGAGGAGCCCAAAUAGCUGGAAAAGUUGUGCCCGUUCGGUAUCCGCCAUUUCACUUCAUACGCCACUUUGGUUUGGCCGCUCGGCCGGGAAGAGCAAAGAAGAAAGGGGGGAGUGCGGGCGAGAGCAACUUGUUCCGUGCGCUGUGUGUUGCAGAUGCCGGGCGUUUGGUCAAAAAAAAAUAAAUCGAAGCAUCAAAAAUAUAUUUGAAGGAGAAAUGUGCCAUGGGAGGAGGAGAGCUGAAAAAAAUAUGGUAGAGGCAGUGGCGGCUGACCACGUCAGUUGCAGUCACAACGAAAGGCUGUGUUAAUCCCGGUGCGAGAAGGCGGGGGAAGGAGUCGGGCCGGGCCGGGCCGGGCCGGCGGAGGCCGCGGAGGGGAGUGGAGCGCAGCUUGGCAGCGACCAUGUUGGAACUUAAAUGUUGAGGAACAAUGGAUAGAACUAAAAUUCAGAAGAAAAAUGCAUUUUCAAUGGAAAUGGACCAGUAUGAAUUGCCUCAAAUCGAAGCAGUGACCCUUUAUGUGUGAGUUUACUACAAAAUAAAGCAGCACAUUCCAAUGUUGUGUUCAAAUCUAAAGGGAUGACUGACAAAAUAUGAUGGCAAAAAACAAAGAACUGCGUCCCCCAACAUACAGCAUUAGUGUGGUGGGAUUAUCAGGGACAGAGAAGGACAAAGGUACAAGUGGUGUUGGAAAGUCCUGUUUGUGCAAUCGAUAUGUGCACCCAAAAGCUGAUGAUUAUUACCCAGAGCAUACCUCAGUACUCAGCACGAUUGAUUUUGGAGGCCGUGUUGUCAAUAAUGACCAUUUUCUGUUCUGGGGUGACGUAAACCCCACAAGUGAGGAAGGAACUGAAUAUAAAGUACAAGUCAUUGAACAAACUGAGUUUAUUGAUGACCAAACAUUUCUGCCUCAUCGGAGCACAAACCUACAACUAUAUAUAAAACGAGCAGCUGUAUCAAGGUUGCAAUCAGCUGAAAAGUUAAUGUACAUCUGCACUGAUCAGCUGGGUUUGGAGCAAGACUUUGAGCAGAAGCAGAUGCCAGAUGGUAAGCUUACCAUCGAUGGCUUCCUCUUGUGCAUUGAUGUGAGCAAAGGGUGCAAUAGGAAAUUUGAUGAUCAGCUGAAGUUUGUAAAUAACCUUGUAGCUCAGCUGGCUAAAACAAAAAAACCAGUUGUUAUAGCAGCAACAAAAUGUGAUGAAUGUGUCGAUCACUAUCUGCGUGAAGUGCAGGCUUUUGCAACCAACAAAAAAACCAUUCCUGUUAUAGAAACUUCAGCACGGUUUCAUGUGAAUGUGGACUUGUGCUUUGCUACUUUAAUUCAGUUGUUGGAUAAAACGCGGGGAAAGCCGAAGAUUAUUCCAUAUUUGGAUGCUUACAAGCAACAAAGGCAACUUGUUGCUUCAGCAACAGACAAGUUUGAAAAGUUAAUUGUCCAUGCUGUAAAAGAUUAUCAUGCAGAUUGGAAAAUGAUUAGUAAUAAAUUGAAAAAUCACCCUGAUUAUGAAGAGUAUGUAACGCUGGAGGGAACGAAGAAGGCAAAAAACACAUUUUCUAAGCACAAAGAACAGCUCAAACAGGAACAUGUUAGAAAGCGAUGGGAGGAAUAUAUCGCAUUGUUACCAAAAGCUCUAAAUAUACUUCUUCCUGAGCUUGAAGAGAUUGAAAAGUUGAACUGGUCAGAAGCUCAAAGUAUUUUGGAACAGAGCCCUGACUUUCCUCUCUGGUUUGUUGUGUUGGAAAAAACACCCUGGGAUGAAACUGACCACAUUGAUAAUAUGAAUGAUAAAAGACUUCCCUUUGACCUCCUCAGCACAUCGGAGGGAGAAAAGGUUUAUAAUAACCACGUGCAACAUUUGAUUUCUGAGAGGCGAAGGUUUGAAAUGAAAGAAAGGUUUAAGAAGCACCUUGAAAAGGUACAGUUCAUAACACCUGGGAAGCCCUGGGAAGAUGUAUUAUGUUUUGUCAUGGACAACGAAGCUUGCAAGUUUAUAAUUGAUGCUGAUCGUCGAGAGGUUUACAGUGGACAUCAACGAGAAAUAGUUGAAAAAGCAAAAGAGGAAUUCCAGGAAAUGCUUUUUGAACAUUCAGAACUUUUUUAUGAUCUAGAUCUCAAUGCAACACCCAAAAUGAAUGAAAUUAAUACAGUUCUAAGUGAAGAACCAAGAUAUAGAGCUUUACAAAAACUUGCACCAGAUCGGGAAUCUCUUCUAUUAAAACACAUAGGAUUUGUCUACCACCCAACUAAAGAAACAUGUCUGAGUAGUCAUAAUUGCAUGGACGUAAAGGUGGAACAAUUACUUUCUACCAGCCUAAUACAGUUUGAUAACAAUCGGCCACAGAUGUAUCAGGAUUGUGCCAAUAUUGAUAAGCUUAUCCUUGUUCUCUUAGGCAGGGAUGGGCUUGCACAGGAACUAGCCAAUGAAAUCAGAGUGCAAUGUACUGAUGAUGAGUACACUUUGGAUGGUAAGAUUUAUGAACUGGAUCUUCAACCAGUGGAUCUCAACACUUUUGUAUCAUCUGGUCUGACAACAGUACAUCAACCUCAUGGCUAUUUCUGUGUUUAUAACACUACAGAGUCACUUGGUUCUAUGGCAGAUUGCAUAGAACGGAUCAGAAGUGAAACUACCCCAAAUAGGAAAGGCAAGUUUACAGCCAAUCUUUCAUUUACAGUUAUAUUAGCAAACCAGAGAGACAUUGGUAGCAAGAACUUGCCAAUUUUAAGACUUCAAGGACAGCAACUUGCCAAUAAGUUGCAAUGUCCAUUUGUUGAUGUACCAUCUGGAACCUAUACUCGCAAAUUUCAUGAAUUCCAAAUAAAGCAAGCUCUUAGAGGACUCCUGGAAGCGUUGAAAAACAACUUGAAUAUUGUUAGUCCUUUGCCCAGUAUUAAAGAUCUGUCAGAAGCUGACUUGAGAAUUGUAAUGUGUGCCAUGUGUGGGGACCCAUUCAAUGUUGACUUAAUUCUUUCGCCAUUCUUGGAAUCUCAGUUUUGCAGUGCUGCUCAGCCUGGUCACAAUAAUUCACUACUGCUUGAGAAAAUCAUUGGUGAAAAGCGUAAAAGAAUCCAGAUUUCAAUACUUUCAUACCACUCAUCUAUUUGUGUACGAAAGGAUGAGUUAGUCCAUGGGUAUAUUCUGGUUUAUUCAGCAAAAAGAAAAGCCUCCAUGGCAAUGCUCCGUGCUUUUUUGGCAGAAGUGCAGGAUGUCAUUCCAGUCCAGCUUGUGGCAGUUACUGAUAGUCAAGCUGAUUUUUUUGAAAAUGAAGCAAUUAAAGAGUUGAUGACUGAGGGUGAGCACAUAGCGACUGAGAUAGCUGCAAAAUUCACUGCUAUUUAUUCUCUAUCACAAUAUCAUAGACAAACUGAGGUAUUCACACCAUUCUUCAGUGAAGUUCUGGAGAAGAAAAAUUGCAUUGAAAAUUCAUAUGUAUUUGACAGUACCAGAGAAUCCACUAAUGCAAGUGAGGACUUUUCCAUGUCUCCUCGAGCAAGCUCUCCAGCUUGCAAUUAUUAUCCUGAUUCAGAAGAUGACAAUGAAGCACCCCCACCAUACAGCCCUAUUGGGGAUGAGGUGCAGUUGCUUCCAUCAUCCAAUGAUCGUUCCAAACAUCGAUCAGAUUUUGAAGGGUCCGAAUAUCCAGUUCAUAGCAGUCCAAUUGUUAAUCAUGACAACCAUAAAGUGCCUCCACCCAUCAAACCCAAACCUGUUGUUACGAGGCAUGAUGUGAGAAAACUUGAUCCAAAUCUGGUGAAAACCAUUGAACAGGUAAUUGGUAAGAAUCCAAAGAGAAACAAUCGAGCACCAUUUGGCCAUCCAGAUGACCUAGAUCCAACUGACAAUUACUCAGUCCCAAGAGAUUCUUUGUUAAAACCUAGAGUGGACGAUGAAAUAUAUGCCAUCCCCCAAGAUUCAAAAACUUCUAAGAUCAUAAAAAAGUCAACUUUGACCGGAGGAAAUAAUUCUCAAGGUGAAGAAGAAAAUGGCUUAAUUGAUCGAUUGUCAAAGCAACCAAUAAUACGGAAGCCUUCAAAGUACAAAUACAAAUCCAAGACUCUAUUUCGAAAGGCUAGAUUAUACUAUAGAAGGCGAGAACGCUUUGAUGCUUAUGACGAUGAAACUGUGCCAUCUUCACGCAAGCCAAAGAAAGGAAAAAACCAUCGUGGGAGUGAGGAAGAUCCUUUACUGUCCCCAGAUAGUUGUGGGAAAGCAGGGAUUGAUAACCCUGCUAUUGCUUCUGAUCCAGAAGUUGAUGAUGUAAGGAGGCCUAAGAAAGAUAAGAAAUCAGCAAAACCAAAGCCACAAAAGCCAAACAAAAAGGGGCAGAGGCCUGCACUACCCGCAAGAAGAAAUUGGGAGAGUAAUUACUUUGGGGUUCCCCUUGAAGAAGUGGUUACUCCUGAUAAUCCUGUACCAGCUUUUAUUGAACGAUGUGUGGAGUACAUUGAAUCGACAGGUUUGAACAAUGAAGGACUUUAUCGUGUAAGUGGAAACAGGACUGAUCAAGAUAAUAUUCAAAGGCAGUUUGAUCAAGAUCACAAUAUUGACCUUGUCGCAAUGGAUGUCACUGUUAAUGCUGUAGCAGGAGCCCUUAAAGCUUUCUUUUCUGAUUUGCCUGAACCACUAAUUCCUUACAAUUUACAUUCAGAACUGUUGGAAGCUACCAGACUGAUUGACAUGUCAGAAAAGCUGAAUGCCUUUAAGGAAUUGUUGAAAAAGUUUCCUGUUGUGAACUACGAUGUUUUCAAAUAUAUCAUUACCCAUCUCAACAGAGUUAGUCAGCAGAGCAAAAUAAAUCGUAUGGUGGCAGAUAACCUUGCCAUUUGUUUUUGGCCUACAUUCUUGAGACCAGAUGCCCUUACCAACGCUGCAGUCAAUCAGUCUACAAUUGAGACAUUUAUUCAGCAAUAUCAGUUCCUCUUUUACAAUGGGGAUAUUGUAGAGACAUUUACCCCUCCCGGGGCACCUUGUACAGGUCAGUUGGUAGAACCAUUAUUACCACUGCCAUCGUUGCCACCACCGCCACAGCCAUCAUCUCAACAGUUUCCGUCGGAGAUGCAGACAGAUCAACUUGAUGCUAUAUGAGCAAAAUAGGAACAGACCAUAUUACAAGAAGACAUUUUGACUAAACUGGUAUUUCAAGUCUCGUUUCUAAUGUCUGGAAAACCUAAAAAGGUUAGGCAUUUGCAAACUAUAAUAGCAUCAUGGUUUUAAAAUCAAUCUAGCAUUCAUUUCCUCACAAUCCAAAGGAAACACGUGUAAAUGUGCAGAUCAAUAUGAUUUCUAAAAUCUACUGUACAAAAUAAACUGGCUGCAAUAAAUACAUUCCACUUGCUGCAUGAAAGAAAAUAAAUCUUGACAGUUUCUGUGGAUUCUUCAGUUGUUUUCUUCACAAACUUUUUGACAGUUGUGAAUAAGAGUUUAUGUAUACACGAAAUUGUACAAAAUGAAGUCCAAUAUAUUUCUCAGCCAACAAUGUUAAAGAACACUCAUCUGUUUGACUGGAUUUGACCUUUUAUUUGUGAUGUUUUGAAAGUCAUUGUGUUUGUGUCCUGACAUUUUUGUGUGGGUGGGUAGAUGGAUAUGCUGUAUUAUGGCAGCCUCCCAACAUUUGCACUGCUUCUGAAAAUGUAGUUUUAAGAAAAAUUGCCAGGUGCUCUGUAAAAGACGUGUCCACUGCACCUUCUGUUUACUGGUAAUAGAGCUGUGGUAGUUCUUUGUAUGGGAAGAAUCCACUUAUUUUAAUGACCAACAGCACAAGGAUCAGUUCAGGAGAAAAAAAGAAACUGAGCUUAAAAUUACUGCAGUUUUAUCCUGUCAUUACAUUUGUUUCAUUUAAAGGAUAAAAUGUAGACAUUUUAUAAUAUCCUUAAUUGUUGGAAAGUAAUGCAUGUGUUUAAUUCUGGUUGGUCUUGUACCUUAACCGUAUGCAUUUUUAGAAAUACAUUUCCUCUUUGGGAUGGAGGAGAAGAAUAUCUGGUGUACAUAAGUCAUUUUUCAUAAGAGAUUGUAAAUCUUUCCAUAAUUUUCAAUUAUACAGCUUUCACGUUGUGUUUGCAAUAAAGAUGGUGUAUUAAAUGACUUUAAGUAUGACUUAUUUCUGUUAACUCAUUUUAAUGUGAUUCUAGCAGGCAACCUGUUAAAUAUUGCUCACAGCAAUAAAUAUUUUGUGUAUUGCCAAUUACACACAGUUCAUAUAUAAUUUGUCAAACUUGUAUUCAUAUUACUUGUGGUAUCUUGUACUCUAACAUGUUUGGUUUAUUUUGGCUCUAAUUGUGUAAAUUACAAAUGAGAAAUAUUUUAUUUUAAAAGCCAGGUUUUUUUUAAAUCGGUACACAAUUGAUGUAAAAUGAUUCUGCUUUCAGUAGAUAUUUUGUUAAUUUCAUUAAAUGUUGCAAGUUUUUUCCUAAAAGUUAAUGUAAAAUAUAUUGAUAAGCUGAAUGGUGUGAAUUGGAACUUGGGGAAGCUGGCUGUAUGAAGAACAUUAAUUUUGCUUUAAUCCAUAAACUGAUAACAUUUGCAACUCGUUAUCAGAUAUCAUAUUUCCUUUCAGAGAAUUGUUAAUCAAUUCUGUUCUGCUGGUAGUAUAAUUUGUGUAGGGUUGGGUCCUAGUUAAUGAAAAUUAUUCAAUUGCUCUGUUUGCUCAGUGGAACUGGUUGGAAAACUUGAGAUUUUGACAUCGUCUACAAUGUAUUACAGUCAAUAAAUCAUUUGAGAAGCAAA